Molecule: messenger RNA, 719 nt
Organism: Nannochloropsis gaditana CCMP526
Product: nudix hydrolase
Exons: 1
Coding region: 17-691 (224 amino acids)
Source: RefSeq, a predicted model, not a curated record
CAGGUUGCGUGGCUGAAUGCCCCCGUUGCUUCCGACUUUGAGCAGAACCCUUAUAAGUGCUGCCUGCUUGUGCUUUACCGCUCCAUCCUCCUUUGUCCUCCGUCCUUCGUCAAGCCGCCCCGCCUCCACCGCCGUGGGAAUGGCCGCUCAAGGUUUUUGCUAUAAAUAUCCCCGACCGUCGGUCACGGUUGACACUCUUGUCUUCUGUUUGGAUGAAACCCAGAUGAAGAUUUUGCUCGUUCAGCGCGGGAACGAGCCCUUCAAAGGGGCUUGGGCUCUGCCGGGGGGGUUUGUCGAUCAGGACGAGGGGCUGGACUCCGCGGCGGCUCGGGAGCUCAGGGAAGAAACUGCUCUAGAUAGUAUCUCGUUUGCACAGGUCGGUACUUAUGGACAGCCAGGGCGAGACCCGCGGGGACACACCAUCACUGUGGCCUACACAGCAUUCCUGCUGUCGUCUGAGGGAGCAAGAGCUGGGGAUGACGCCCGAGAGGCAAAGUUUUUCGCGUUCGGCUCACUUCCUCCCCUAGCUUUCGACCACAAGAAAAUCAUUGAGGAGACGUGGAUGAGAUUGGUCGUGUGUGACAAGGAGGGUACGACCGUGGUGAAGGAGCGAGGAGCACAGCAAGUGCUGUGUAGGUUGCCAACAGCCAGCGCGGCACAAGUCGUCAGAUCUUCGAAGCCUUUCACAUAAAAUGAGGAAGAAAUUGAUACUCGACAUC